AUGCAGCUCCUCUCUGCCGCCACGUCGGCCGUCUUGCUCUCCGCACUCCAUGUCCAUGCUUUGCCUCGAGACGAGCCCCAGCGACCUCUCCUUCGACCUUCACCUGUGAGGCCCGCCAACUCCAUCGAAACAGGAGUCGGCCACUUCAGUGAAUGGUCCCGCGCUACAAAGAAGGACUUCCUCAUCGACUGGCAGGCCGGUCGCUCUUCGAAAUGGAUCAUCGUUCAAGGCAACGAGGGUGGCGACUUGGACAGCAUGACCGCCGCUCUCACCUGGGCUUACCACCUUGAACAUUCGACGCAGAAUACGACCCAUCCUAUCCGUGCGAUUGCCUUGUUGCAGACUCCUACGGAUGCGUUGGAUCUGAGACCGGAAAACAAGUUGGCGUUGAAGAAUAGUCUGAUGAGUACGGGCCAUUCUGACCUCCUGACCAUCGAUGAACUACCCGAGAGCCCCGAGACAUUAUCGAAAGACAUCAAAGGGAUCGUGAUUGUCGACCAUCCCUCUCCGCUGCGGAAAUGGCAAGGUGCUCCGAUUUUGAGCAUUUUCGACCAUCAUCUAGACGCAGGCUACGGAAAGGAUGCGAAGCCGAGGGUCUUUGAGAAAGUGGCGAGCUGUACUUCUCUUGUUGCAAGGCAAAUGAUGGAUGAACUGGAGGCUCUGCCGGAAGAGUAUCACCUGCCCCAUGAAUUGCUGGAACAGAUCCUUGGUGCGAUCGCGAUCGAUUCGGGUGGACUGGAAGAUGCCACGGAAGAAGACAGGAAGAUUGCCGAGAGGAUUCUGGAGAGGAGUAACUGGCAUGGAGCCGACUUGGAUGAGAAGAUGGAAGAAUUAGACGAUGAGCUGAGCGAAGCGAAGAAGGACCUUGAUGAUCUGACCGUGCGAGAUUUGCUUCGCCGGGACUGGAAGGGCGAUUUCGUGGACACGCAGUCUGUGCGGACGCCGACUGUGAGCCUCGGAUUUUCUUCCAUCCCCUUCUCCCUGGACGAGCAGAUCGAGAAGACAGAGUUUGAAGCUCUGUUCGACUGGUUCGCGGUCGAAGCCGCGUGGACGGCGCAGGAGGAAACGGACGUCUCCGUUGCCCUGAACAAGUACAAGGUCAAAGACCCCAAGACCAUGAAGAAACGCAAGGUCCGCGAGAUCGUCCUGGUCGUGCGGAGUGACGUGCGAAUCGAUCCGGUUCAAGCAGACAGCCUCUUCAAGACUGUGAGCGAAGCGAUUGAGCAAGAGCCGACUUUGAAAGCCAAGCCAUGGCAUCGUGCCGAUGAGUUGGGGAAGAGGCAAAUGGUAUGGGUGCAUGAGAGGAAAAGUGCGGGAAGGAAAGUCAUACGGCCGAUUAUUGAAAAGGCUGUCAGAGAGUGGAAUACAGUAUAG
Lecanosticta acicola is the source of this 1374-nucleotide messenger RNA. The record is from the annotation of a GenBank genome assembly. NCBI's taxonomy places the organism in Eukaryota, Fungi, Ascomycota, Dothideomycetes, Mycosphaerellales, Mycosphaerellaceae.